This is a messenger RNA of Gymnodraco acuticeps, 5195 nucleotides long. It is a transcript of the gene chs1, whose product is annotated as chitin synthase 1. NCBI's taxonomy places the organism in Eukaryota, Metazoa, Chordata, Actinopteri, Perciformes, Bathydraconidae. The record is from RefSeq and is a predicted model, not a curated record. Gene Ontology annotation, cellular component: cell septum; cell periphery. Gene Ontology annotation, molecular function: chitin synthase activity.
CCAUAAGGAGCGGAGUAGACAAGCAAGAUGGAGGAACUGAAAUUCAGAGGCAAGAAAAGAGAGGGAAGACACAGGGAAACAUGGGAUCCGUUCAACCUGAACCCAAUAGGAGCGGAGAAGGAAAGUAAGAGAAAAUGUUUCAGGCUGGCUCAGAACCUGGUGGCUGCGGUUGUGGGGCUGGCCGUCUUGACCAGUGCCAUUGUCUCAAAGGGGGCUCUCUCUUUGGUGUUGUCCACACUGUCCAGCUCCGACCCUCCAUGCGCAGCCCGCAAGGAGAAACAGUUCUACAUGCUGAUGUUGGUUUUCUGCCUGAUCUGCCCCAACUUCCUGGUGUUUUUGAAGUCACUGUGGAGGUGUAGCUUCAAGAGCUUCAUCCAGCCAAAAAUGAAGACCAUGGCAUUUAUCUGUGGCAUUGAGUGUCUGGUAUCUCUUGGUACUUCCCUCCUGGUGCUAGUAGUUAUGCCUCAGUUUGACGUGCUGACUAACCUCUUCAUCAGCGGAGGAGUUUGCAAUUGUGUCUGCAUUCUGCAGAUAGUAUACAGGCUGCAGGGAGACAAAUGGAAAAUCCUGUUCCCAAUCUGCUCGCUCAUUCUCACAGUUACAGGACUCUGCCUCCUGGGGGUCGACUACUAUGUUCGCGUGUCAUCAUUUGUGGAUCGACAGGGCACCGACUGCUUUGUGUACGUUGCCAUUGGGAUUUUCUCUUCACUCCUCAUCUCCCUCUGCUGGUGAAAUCCACUGCAAGCUACUAAUCGCAUGCCGGACAUGGAUGGAUACAGGGACUUUGUUGUCAUCAGUAGUAUUCUGAGGAUAAUAGUGAUAGGAGGAGUAUACCUGUUCUACCAUGUGCUAAUUGAGAAAUCCAUCACCUGGUCGGACUUUAAUCUGCAGGAUGUGGACUAAUUACUGCAAAUAGGACUAGUGUUGUUAUUCUUACAGGCCUUCUGCUCAGCGGCCUGCCACUGGUUCGGUGUGGUGGCCUGUAAGAUCCAUGCGGUCAGGAUGAGCUUUGCGCUGCCAGUGUGUUGCACGGGACCCGCAGUGCUUCUGUUGGGAAUGAUACUUUUCUUAACUCAGGCCGAACAACUGAACGGGGCAAAGCACGGGAGCAUCACAGAAUUUUGUGAAAGCUUGGUCUACUUGAGCCAUAAAAACACAACCCCUGUGGUUUUACUAGAAAUCACAAGGAGCAUUUGUCGAACUUCACUCAACAGCUACUACUUGCAAUGGCCAUUUUCAAUGCUGGCACUGGAGGGGGUAUGCAUGUGGUCAGGCUUCGUCACAUGCACCUACUAUGUAUGGAAGAUCAAGGUCCAGCGUAUAGAGAGAACCUCUCAGCUGUUUGUUCGUCGCCUCUAUGAAUCUGCUUUCAUCGACCUGUCUCUGCUACUCAACACCAAGAUGAAGGUGCCCCGGGCCAAGAGCCAAGAGAGUCAAGAUGACAUGCAGAAAUGCGUGAUCUAUCUUUGUGCCACCAUGUGGCACGAGACCUAUGAUGAAAUGCUGAAAAUUCUCACCUCCAUGUUCAGGUAAGACCGCUAUCGAGGUGAUCCAAAUGAGGAACACAACGAUUGUUUUGUUGAGUGUCACAUUUAUGUAGACGAUGCCUACAUGAAUGAGAGGAGCGAAAAGAGGCUGGUUAACUCUUAUGUCACUGACUUGAUCCAUGUUGUCAUUGAGGUGUAUAGGGUGUUUACCAACAAAGGCAAUGAUGUGUCGAUCAUUGAGACCCCCUACGGUGGCAGGCUGAUUAUUAUGCCAGAAGGAAACAUGCUCUAUAUUCAUCUAAAAGACAAAGAUCUAAUCAGGAACAAGAAAAGAUGGUCUCAGAUUAUGUAUAUGUACUAUCUACUCGGCUGGAAGGGCUACAUCGUCAAGAACCCUCAGAAGAUCACACGCCAGAACAACCCACACAGAGACAGUAUGAUCUCUAUGAAUGGAGAGAUUUUUCUGCUGCCUCAGCAUGACAAUGACUUCAAGAGAAUCAUCUCAGAUGACAACACCUACAUCCUGGCUCUGGACGGGGACACAGACUUCCAACCCAAAGCUGUGAUUCUGCUUGUAGACAGGAUGAGGAUGUAUCUCAAUGUAGGUGCAGCAUGUGGAAGAAUCCAUCCUACAGGAAUGGGUCCCAUGGUGUGGUACCAGAAGUUUGAGUACGCAGUGGGCCACUGGCUGCAGAAGACAGCAGAGCACGUGUUCGGCUCCGUGCUGUGCAGUCCAGGAUGUUUCAGUCUGUUCAGAGGAUCGGCCAUAAUGGAUGACAAUGUAUUGAAAAAAUACACAACAACAUCCAAGAGAGCUUCGGAAUAUGUGCAAUAUGACCAAGGAGAGGAUCGUUGGCUGUGUACUUUGUUACUGCAACAAGGGUGGCGUGUUGAAUACAAUGCUGCAUCAGAUGCUUACACCAACUCACCAGAAGAGUUCAAGGAGUUUUAUAACCAGAGGAGACGAUGGGGACCAUCUACACUGGCCAACACACUGGACCUUCUGCACAGCGGUAAGGAGACAUCGAAAAGAAACACAUCCAUCUCCGGGCUUUACAUCUUCUACCAGAUGUUCACGGUUGGUUCCUCCAUCCUUGGUCCAGCCUCUGUGACUCUCAUGAUAGCAGGUGCUUUUCAAUUUGUCUUCCAACUUGCCGGUACAAAUUCCAUCAUCAUCGCAAGCGUUCCUCCAGUGUUCUACGUCAUCAUCUGCUUUACAGUCAAGUCAAAUACCCAAAUCACCAUCGCUGCCAUCAUGAGUGUGCUGUAUGCGUUCCUCAUGACUGCAUCCUUGUUUUCUAUAAUCGGUGACAUGGUGAUUCAGGGCACCUUCCUGACCCCGACUGGUCUGUUUUUGGUUUCUAUGACACUCAUGUACGCAGUGACAGCUAUACUACACCCAGAGGAGUGGGGGAAUAUUAUCUACGGUCUGAUGUAUUUCAUCUGCAUCCCCAGUGGAUAUCUCCUUCUGACCAUCUACUCACUGGUUAACAUGAACAACGUGUCCUGGGGCACAAGGGAAACCAACAAGGGAGAAGGAGAAGUGAAGAAGAACCAUAACAUGCUGUGUGACAGAAACUGCAGACUCUGCUGUUGGGACAUGAAGAUACAGGUAUCACAGGAAACAGAGAAUCUGAUGCUUCGUCAGGUCACAGGCCAGACUGCAGAGCAAGGCUCUCCUCUUCCCAUCACCAGCCAGGACGCAAUGGCUCAACAGGCCGCUGACACGGCUGAGGCUCAGGUGGAACUCAUCUCCAUCACAACCGAAGAAGGAGCUGAAAAGCCCAACAAGGCGGUGAAGCUGAACGACGCUGCUUCCUACAGCAGUGAUGACAGUUUAAAAAAAAGGAGCCUAACAGAGAGUGCAUUCGACAAAGAGGAUGAUGAGGACGACGAUGACGCAAUGCAUGCUGAACCAGAGGAGCUCCCAAUCAAAGACUGGGUAUUGCCGGUAAAAGAAGAGUUUUUGAAGAAACUGACAUAUGCCAACCUGAAGAGAAAUCUACAACAACAAAUACGAUAUGCGCUCCCUAACAUAAGUGAAGAAGAUGUGUGUGAAGAGCUGGUCCUUAUGUUAAUAGAUACUCUCAAUCAACAGCUUGGUACAGUGGGGCCUGAAGAUAUUCUGUCAGAAAGCCAGAUGGAGGAGUUACAACACGCACUGGAAGAGCAUGCUCGGCGUAUCCUUAAAACCAGUAGAAUGGAUAAAUUGCAGAAGAAAGUUGCCAUUGCCAUCAAGAAAACCCUCACUGCACCGCAAGUGCGGAAACUUGAAGAGGGUGAGCAGGACUUCUGGAACAAGUUGAUUGAUCGCUACUUGACACCUAUUAAUGAUUCUCAAGCACAUAAGGAUGAGGUCACCAGAGAACUCAAGUCACUACGCAACAAGGCAGUCUUCCUGUAUUUCAUCAUCAACGUGCUGUGGGUCGUAGCUACCUUCUUCCUACAGGCCAUUGGAAAUGAUGUAAUCAGCAUCAAGAUCCCUAAAUACCUUCCGAACGGGACUGCAUCUGGAGAGAUCCUCAAGGUGGAGCCGCUCAGUUUGAUGUUCCUGUUGUCUUUUGCUGUUCUUCUCUUUGUCCAGUUUGUGGCCAUGUUAUAUCACAGAGUCUACACUCUGAUCCAUGUGGUGUCCUAUCGCAGCUCAGAGAAAGACUACAAACAGAAGGGGAUCAAAGACCCGGAGCUUACCGAGGAUGAAUAUUGCAUGACUCUGGAGAACCAUUCCGCCACGGGACUCACCUUUACUGUUGAUGAUCUGUAGUCCAUGACAACCAACUGUCACCAGUGAAACCCAGCAACCAGACAACAUUUCAAAUGCAGUACAUAUUAAAAACUAAACAGAGUGAACAGGAAAUCAUCUUGCAUUCAGCAGUAAGUCUUGACUGGCACAAGGGAAAACGAUUGUAACAAAUCUAACGUAAUUUUUUUUUUGACAUGUUAAAAUGAGGAAAUAUGUGAGUUAAGGUUUUACAAAAUGUGAUAUUAGGUUGGAGUGUUUUCAUUGAUCAUGUGCUUCAUUUCAUGGUAUUUUCUUGUUUAGAUUUGUUUAUUUAUUGCAUUCAAGUGUGGUGGAAAACAUCGACUAAUUGAAUAUCCUUAAACUAAAUUUGUGAAGUUUGAUGAAUAUUCUUUUUUUUUUUCUUGCAUGCCUGUAUCAAAAUCAUUUAUGAUUUAGGAUUUUGUAUGUGUUAUUUGCACAUAAUAUAUUGCAAGAAAUACUCAUAUUUUAUACCCUGAAUUGUUUCUAGUGUAAUUUAUAGCUUUGUGUUUCCCUUUUAAUAGUCAGAAUAGUAUAUAUAUAUAUAGUGUUUAUACUGUAUGUAAACCAAUUGGAAAGAUGCACUUUAGAGGGAUUGAAUUUUACAGCAAAUGUUUAUGUUAAACUCAAUAGACCUAUCGCUAAGCCACGCCCCCUUUGAAAACUCGGACAAACAAAGCCGACCGUGAAUGACUCUUGACAAUGGCCGCGGGGGGAGUUCAAGUUAAAAAUAACAUUAAAAUAGAAGAAAGAGCUAAUAAAAGCAACAGCAGAUGAAAGUUAACAGUUAAAAGCAAGAGUAAAAAGGUAGCCAUGUAUUUCUUUAUAUCAAAUAUCUAAUCUUGUUGCCUGUCGUGUGUAGUGGUGACUGUUGUGUAACCAUUGAAAUUAUAAUAUGAUGUUGAAUGUUAGCAGUGGUGGUCACUACAUUAAAUCUAUAACUAUAA